AUGCCGGCUUUUGUAAUAAAUAAUCACGGUGGCGAUACUCCUGACUUUGAUGGCGAGAUCACGUUCUACGUGAUCGUCUGCGUGUUCCUCACCGCCUUCGGAGGGCUUAUGUUUGGUUAUGACCUGGGAAUUUCAGGAGGUGUCACAGCCAUGGAUGACUUCCUGAAGGAGUUCUUCAAGGAAGUGUACGAGAAGAAGCAGCAUGUGCACGAGAACAACUACUGCAAAUAUGACAACCAUGUUCUGCAGCUCUUCACGUCGUCACUCUACAUUGCCGCUCUCUUGGCCAGCUUCGUCGCCUCUAAGGUGUGCACGCAGAUGGGCCGAAAGCCGACAAUGCAGAUCGCAUCGCUCUUCUUUAUCAUCGGGGUCGGGCUUCAGGCUGGCAGCGUCAGCAUCGAGAUGAUUGUUUGCGGACGCAUCACGCUCGGCAUCGGCGUCGGUUUUGCCAAUCAGGCAGUGCCUCUAUUUCUAUCAGAACUAGCACCAGCCAAGAUGAGAGGAGCGCUCAACAUAUGCUUCCAGCUCUUCAUCACCAUUGGGAUCUUUGUCGCCGGCAUUAUCAACUACUUCACAUCUGACAUCCACCCUCACGGGUGGCGCAUCUCCCUCAGCCUUGCCAUGGUCCCAGCCGUCAUCCUCCUCUGUGGGUCCCUCACCAUCUGCGAGACCCCAACGAGCCUCAUUGAGCGCAGGAAUUUCAUCAAGGGCAAGGCCACCCUCAAGAAGAUCCGGGGCACGGACAAUGUCACUGCCGAGUUUGAGUCCAUUGUGAAUGCGAGCGAGACAGCCCGCCAGAUCAAGAACCCCUUCAGCACGCUGCUGAAGCCCUCGAGCCGCCCCCCACUCAUCAUCGCAAUCCUGCUCCAGGUGUUCCAGCAGUUCACCGGGAUCAAUGCCAUCAUGUUCUAUGCACCCGUCUUCUUCCAGACGGUUGGGUUUGGCAACAACGCAUCUCUGCUCUCGACCGUCAUCACAGGUCUUGUCAACGUGUUCAGCACGCUGGUCUCGAUCUACAUGGUCGACCGGGUGGGAAGGAGGAUCUUGCUCCUCGAAGCUUGUGUUCAGAUGUUUCUCACUCAGACUGUGAUUGGCUUGAUCCUUCUGACAGACCUGAAGCCCACAGGCUCAUGGAACCACGCGGAAGCCCUAAUUGUGGUCAUCCUGGUGUGCGUAUUCGUGAUGGGAUUCGCGUGGUCAUGGGGUCCGCUGGGGUGGCUCAUCCCGAGCGAGAUAUUCCCCCUCGAGAUCCGGACUACCGGCUUUGCGUUCGCCGUCAGUUCCAACAUGCUCUUCACCUUCAUCAUCGCGCAAGCCUUCUUGUCGAUGUUGUGCCACAUGAGGGCUGGGAUCUUCUUUUUCUUCGCGGUGUGGAUCUUGGUCAUGGGGCUGCUCACCCACUUCUUCUUGCCCGAAACGAAAGGCGUCCCCAUUGACGCGAUGGUCGAGAAGGUAUGGAAACAACACUGGUUUUGGAAGCGGUACAUGGUCGAUGUGGACGACGAAGUAAUCAAGGAGCAAGUGCAUCCGCAUGUGAAGUAUGUGAAAUAUGGGUUUUGA
Messenger RNA from Syzygium oleosum, 1560 nucleotides. Its product is annotated as sugar transport protein 8-like. The transcript has 4 exons. The record is from RefSeq and is a predicted model, not a curated record. NCBI's taxonomy places the organism in Eukaryota, Viridiplantae, Streptophyta, Magnoliopsida, Myrtales, Myrtaceae. The coding region runs from base 1 to 1560 and encodes 519 amino acids. Gene Ontology annotation, cellular component: membrane. Gene Ontology annotation, biological process: monosaccharide transmembrane transport. Gene Ontology annotation, molecular function: monosaccharide transmembrane transporter activity.